Alexandromys fortis (reed vole) is the source of this 18300-nucleotide messenger RNA. It is a transcript of the gene Rbm15, whose product is annotated as RNA binding motif protein 15. Gene Ontology annotation, molecular function: mRNA binding. NCBI's taxonomy places the organism in Eukaryota, Metazoa, Chordata, Mammalia, Rodentia, Cricetidae. The transcript is spliced from 3 exons. The record is from RefSeq and is a predicted model, not a curated record. The coding region runs from base 1393 to 4278 and encodes 961 amino acids. Gene Ontology annotation, biological process: regulation of alternative mRNA splicing, via spliceosome. Gene Ontology annotation, cellular component: nucleus.
CAGGGUAAACUACUGAGACCCCCGCCUCUUAUUAAACUUAUUAAUGGCCAAGUUCUACCCUGGCAAAGAACUUCCUUUAGGUGACCUGUCCAUAUUUAGCUUAUUAUGGCUGCCCCCCCCCCAUAAGAAGCAUUACAUAUUAAAGCUAAGCACAGCUACAUUACGUUCCAGGUCUCUUUUGUAAAUGCAAACCAUAUAAGGCUUCACAACCUCAAACAGGCGCCAGGGAAGGUCCGCAGUGGCCCGCCCUGCAGGUCUCCAUUAGACCUGGCUGCUGUGAGCACAGGUCACCGCGAGCCCUCGGGCGGCCCCAAGAGAGCGGCCAGGUCUCCGCCGAGCCGUUUCCUAAGUCCGCGGGCGGGCAGUGACUCGGCACCGCCCAGGGCGUCAGCGUGACCCGAGGCUCAGUGAACCCUGAACUCACCGCCCCAGCCAGCUGCACAGACCCGGGCAGGCGCUUGCUCGCGCACGGGGGUGGGGCUUUUUCAGGCUGCUGACUAAGAUGGUGUCGGCUGGACUUCCCGGGACCGCCGCCUAAUGGGAUCGAGGGCCAGCAACCGGAGGGGCCGCCGAGCCCAUUGGCCCGCCCGGACAGGACCGAGCGGAGCCCGCAAGUUCCAGACUCGAAGGACCGAUCGAAGCACAGCCGAGUCCGCCGUGGGACCCUAAGCAGUGUUCAAGAGAACGCCGAAAGCGCGGGGAGGCGGGCCUGACGCCCUGUCACCAUCUCGCGACAGCCCAGUGACGUCGCACAGCAAGCGCGUGUUCUGGGCUUUCACCUUCAGACGCCGCAGUUCACGGGCCGGCUCCUUUAAGUAAGUGAUGGACAGCGCUUCUACCCUAUCGGGGCCCUCGCCAACAGCCAAUCAGAUUUAAACUUCCUUCAGCCGCCGGAGAAGUUGGAAGACUGGGGUCGCCAGAGAGCGAGAGAAGGAGCGAGGGAGCUCUUUUGUCUCUCGCGAGAUCGGGGAGAGCCAAGUUCUCAGGGGAAAAAAAAAAAACAACAACAAAAAAAAACCCAAAACGCCAGGACUGAUGUCCAGACUUCCCGUGUAGUGGCUUAAAGGACGUGGUCGCAAGCCAAUGAGAGGGAAGAGAAGGUGGGCUCGCUGCGUUCGCCGUGCUAGAAGUACCGUUACAGGGCAGACUUUCGGUCCAAUCAACGCCUCCAGGCUUUGGGUCAGGUGACCAUGAAGUGCGAGGGGCGGAGCCACGGCCUGGCGCGAGGAACCGUUAAGAUAGACAACGAAUAUAACCAAUGAGGUACUCCGACUCGGGCGUUGGGAACCCAAUAACAGCGUCGAGGCGGGCGCCUUCCCGGAGCGCGGGGAGAUGUAAAGACGGACAAAUAGUUUUUCCAAUGAGAAGGCUGACGAGUGAGUUAAAGGACCAAUGAGGUCUGCGGGGCGGGAGCCUUUGCCGCGGCGGAGUCCAAGAUGGCGGCGUGCGAGUCCGCUGUGUGAAACGAGCGCGGGGUGGCGGGUUAGUCAGCUCCGCAGAGACGACCUCCGGCGACCCUCCACCAUGAAAGGGAAGGAGCGCUCGCCGGUCAAGCCCAAGCGCUCCCGCGGCGGCGAGGACUCCAGUUCUCGCGGAGAACGGAGCAAGAAGUUAGGGGGCUCUGGCGGCAGCAAUGGGAGCAGCAGCGGGAAGGCGGACGGCGGCGGGUCGCGGCGGAGCCUCCACCUGGACAAGUCCAGCAGCCGAGGCGGCAGCCGCGAGUAUGACACCGGCGGGGGCAGCUCCAGCAGCCGCUUGCACAGUUACAGCUCCCCCAGCACCAAAAAUUCCUCCGGCGGGGGCGAGUCGCGCAGCAGCUCCCGGGGUGGAGGCGGGGAGUCACGUUCCUCCGGGGCCGCCUCCUCCGCGCCCGGCGGCGGGGACGGCGUGGAGUACAAGACGCUGAAGAUCAGCGAGCUGGGGUCGCAGCUGAGCGACGAGGCGGUGGAGGACGGUCUGUUCCACGAGUUCAAGCGCUUCGGUGAUGUAAGUGUCAAGAUCAGCCACCUCUCGGGUUCUGGCAGCGGGGAUGAGCGGGUGGCCUUUGUGAACUUCCGGAGGGCCGAGGACGCGAGGGCGGCCAAGCAUGCCCGAGGCCGCCUGGUGCUCUACGACCGGCCUCUGAAGAUAGAAGCCGUGUACGUGAGCCGGCGCCGCAGCCGCUCCCCGUUAGACAAAGAUCCCUACCCGCCGUCGUCCAGCGUGGUGGGAAGCUCCGUGGGGAGCCACCGGCACGCCCCUGGAGGAGGCGGCGGUCAGAGGUCACUUUCCCCUGGCGGGGCCGCGCUGGGAUACAGAGACUACCGGUUGCAGCAGUUGGCUCUAGGCCGCCUGCCCCCUCCACCCCCACCCCCAUUGCCCCGAGAGCUGGAAAGAGAACGAGACUACCCAUUCUAUGACCGAGUGCGCCCAGCGUACAGUCUGGAGCCCAGGGUGGGAGCUGGAGCGGGGGCCGCUCCUUUCCGAGAAGUGGAUGAGAUCUCACCCGAGGACGAUCAGCGUGCCAACCGGACACUUUUCCUGGGCAACUUAGACAUCACUGUGACAGAAAAUGAUCUAAGAAGGGCUUUUGAUCGUUUCGGAGUCAUCACAGAAGUGGACAUUAAGAGGCCUUCUCGGGGCCAGACCAGUACCUAUGGUUUUCUUAAAUUUGAGAAUCUAGACAUGUCUCACAGGGCUAAACUAGCAAUGUCUGGCAAAAUUAUAAUUCGGAAUCCAAUCAAGAUUGGUUAUGGUAAAGCUACACCCACUACCCGACUUUGGGUGGGUGGCCUGGGACCUUGGGUGCCUCUUGCUGCCCUGGCACGAGAAUUUGAUCGAUUUGGCACCAUACGAACCAUAGACUACCGAAAAGGUGAUAGUUGGGCCUAUAUACAGUAUGAAAGCUUGGAUGCAGCUCAUGCUGCUUGGACCCAUAUGCGUGGAUUCCCACUUGGUGGCCCAGAUCGUCGCCUUAGAGUAGACUUUGCAGACACAGAGCACCGUUACCAGCAGCAGUAUCUUCAGCCUCUGCCCUUGACUCAUUAUGAACUAGUGACAGAUACUUUUGGACAUCGAGCACCUGACCCUUUGAGGAGUGCUCGGGAUAGGACACCACCCUUACUAUACAGAGAUCGUGAUAGGGAUCUUUAUACUGAUUCUGAUUGGGUGCCACCCCCACCACCAGUUCGAGAACGCAGUGCUCGUGCUGCAGCUAGUGCUGUGACUGCUUAUGAGCCCCUGGAUAGCUUGGAUCGAAGGAGGGAUGGCUGGUCAUUGGACCGGGACAGAGGUGAUCGGGAUUUACCCAGUAGCAGGGACCAGCCGAGGAAGCGAAGGCUGCCCGAGGAAAGUGGAGGACGGCAUCUGGAUAGAUCACCUGAGAGUGACCGGCCACGAAAACGUCACUGCACUCCUUCUCCUGACCGAAGUCCAGAACUGAGCAGUAACAGAGAUCGCUACAACAGUGACAAUGAUCGAUCAUCCCGUCUUCUUCUUUUGGAAAGGCCUUCUCCAAUCAGAGAUAGACGGGGCAGUUUGGAGAAGAGCCAAAGUGAGAAGCGAGACCGUAAAAACUCUGCAUCAGCUGAAAGGGAUAGAAAGCACCGGACAGCUGCACCCACAGAGGGAAAAAACCCUCUGAAAAAAGAAGAACGGUCUGAUGGUAAUGCACCCAGUACCAGCACUUCUUCAUCAAAGCAGAAACCUCCUUCCCAGAAACAGGAUGGAGGGACAGCUCCUGUGGCAGCAUCCUCUCCCAAACUCUGUUUGGCUUGGCAAGGCAUGCUUCUACUGAAGAACAGCAACUUCCCUUCCAACAUGCAUCUAUUGCAGGGUGACCUCCAAGUUGCUAGCAGUCUGCUUGUGGAGGGUUCAACUGGAGGCAAAGUAGCCCAGCUCAAGAUCACUCAGCGUCUCCGUUUGGACCAGCCCAAGUUGGAUGAAGUAACUCGUCGCAUCAAAGUGGCAGGGCCGAAUGGUUAUGCCAUACUUCUGGCUGUACCUGGAAGUUCUGACAGCCGCUCCUCCUCUUCCUCAGCCACGUCAGACACUGCCACCUCUACUCAGAGGCCACUUAGGAACCUUGUGUCCUAUUUAAAGCAAAAGCAGGCAGCUGGGGUGAUCAGCCUCCCUGUGGGAGGCAACAAAGACAAGGAAAACACGGGGGUUCUUCAUGCCUUCCCACCUUGUGAGUUCUCUCAGCAGUUCCUGGAUUCCCCUGCCAAGGCACUGGCCAAAUCUGAAGAAGAUUACCUGGUCAUGAUCAUUGUCCGUGCAAAACUGGUGAACAGCGGAUGAAGAUACGGAAUUCAAAGCUCUAAUGGACCUUUUUGAAGAGAAGUUGUGGCUUAUGUGGAGUUUACAUGGGCCUCUGAUGGAAGAAAGCUAAUCUGUUUAGUAUUUUGUGCAUUUUACUAAAAUGGCAGCUUAACAUUGUGUAUCUGCUAUUGUGAUGCCAAUGCCGGUGUUUUAAGUGGAAAAAAUGACCUCUUUGCUUUGUGCUGUGUACACAAGAUUUCUGGAAAAGUAAAGAAAAACCCUUUUUAUGGCUCACACAGCUUAAAAGUAGCUGUCACUCAAACAUGGGCUCACAGUUGAGCUGCUUUUGUUUUAUUCUAAAUAAAUUGUUUCUUUUGAGGAAAAUGUUUUUCUGCCUGGAAGUGAAUUGACGGCAAACCUUGACCUCUUUGUUUGCAGCGGAGCGGGUACUUGCUGCUGCUCAGAUCUUGUAUGUCUUGAGCAAGAAGCAGGGAGACCAUCAAUUUCAUUUUGACUAUCACGGUGUGUCAAUUCUGAAGGAUCAUAGUGUUACAGUGACCCCCUUUGUUUGCAGUGAAGGGGAUCCUUUGCUUCUCGGUCCUCAACACGAUGAGGUUGCUGUUUGCUGGCGUGCAAGAAGCCGGGGCAAGCACUCUAAGCCUCACCAAAGUGCACGAGUCGGGGGCUUUGCUGGUUUGAAGAGCCGGAGUUCCUGAAAUUUAAGUUUUGAUUUAUUUUGUUCACCCAUCACGUUUGGCUUUAGUUUCAUUUUUUAAUUUGAAGAAAAGUUUGAAAUUGCAUUCUCUUGCACUUUUAACAUUUGCACCAAAUUGCCAAAAGAAGGAGAAAUGCUCCGGUUGCUUUUUAAAUGUUAAUGAUGGUGUUAAUAAAGCCUUUCCUGACACAUUUGAGGAGCUCCUCCAUCUCCAGGGGCUUCUUACCAGAGUUAUGCAGUGAUGGGUUUAGUUCUGAAUGGAUGAAGAGUUCCUGAGAGCUAGCGUUUGUAAUUAGAACCGUUACUUGGUAUCUGUGCCUUAUUUGACCUGUGGUUCCACAUGCCUUGGAUGUGCAUGCAUCGUGACGGUUUCAUAGGUACGAACGCACACUCAGGCCCAGUCACUCCGGUUGGUAGUACAGAUUGUGAGGAAAAAAAUGGAGGCAUCCUUAAGGAGGAGAAAGUAUUUGCCUUUAGUUCCUGCAUUGUCCUGUACAGGGGCUCUUGAGUUUUGGAAGCCUGUUUCCAGUACAGGAGAAAAAACUUCCCUGUUUGCAGCAGAAUACUUCAGUGCACAGUGACAACGCUGGAGUUCAAGAGGAAGCCAGCAAUUCUGCACCUUUGGCUUCAGACACCAUGGUUGUUUGCCAGUUGUAAACUUAACUAGUUGCAGACGAAGACCACCUUGACAUGCAGGCUUGUUUGGGCUUGUUUUGAAUUUUAACCUCGGAUGGAAGAGCCCUAGUGCUGUCUUGUCUCCAUGCGGGAUGAUGAUUGCUAGGCAACAGGUGAUUAUCAACCAAGGAUGCCACGGUUAUACUCUGCAAGGUGGUGUUCCAGUGGUAAACAGCCGUAUAAACUUGUAAACAGGAACUACUGACAAAACCUAUAGCUGACUUUUGGAUAUGACUUUAUUGCUCAGCAACUAAAAGAUGAGUUCUAAUUGCCAGACUCUGGUACUGGCAUUGUCUUCCUGUUUCUAUAGAAACUGGGUUGGAAGUCAGAGCUGCACAGAGGGAAAGGGUAAGUUUCUUUUAAUUCCAUAUUAUAAACCCCUAUCUUACCAGCUAUGGCCUGGUAUCAGUUUCCACAGUGGAGUGAGUGGUAAAGUAUUCUCAAAUAGGAACUACUAAUUUUUACUUGGAAGGAAACUGACAUCAAGUCAUUAAACAUAAUGAGGGUUUAAAUAUGGAUUUAUUUUUCUGGUGACUCUGACUUCACCUUUCUUAAAGGAAUGAACUCAGUAGAAUUAUCACUGUCAGUUUACUUUUUACUCAAGGGGGUCACCAUAUUGAUUUUUUUUUUUUAAUCCUACUCUGUUGGACUUUUCUGGUAAGUUAAGAGUGGCAUGUAGAAAACAUGUAUGGGGCAUCAUAGAAGUCUGCAUGGAUUAUGUUUCUUUGUAGAGUUCCAGUUCUUUUUUCCACUGUAAAACAAGUUCUGUUCUACUGACCAGUUCUUAGCCUCUUUUCUCUUUUAGCUAAAGGAUGAGUGUCUGUCUUGGGGCAUAUGCAUGUGUUAUCUAGGCUGGGAUCUAUCUGUAGAUCUUGAGACACCUGCCAAUUGGUGAGUCAUCCUAUUGCCAUGGCUUCAGAGGGCUUUACUAGACAGCAGUAGAAUUUAGACAUGAAGUUGGUUUACUUGAUAAUGCAAACUCUACAAUUUACAGGUUGGUACAUUUAAAUAACCUUAAAAUCUGACUAGCUUUGAGAUGGAAAGAAAGACAUUCUAAGCUCUCACUUUUAAAAAUAAAAGGGUAUAUUAUUACAUACUAAUAAACGAAGAAAGUGAUCUUUUCCCCACUAAAAGAACAUAAGUGUUAGUUGUACAGACCAAAGAGAAGUACAUCUUGGCUUUAUUUACAUCUAGAUCUGUCACUUGUAAAAGCAGUGUGCUGUAAAAGUUGGUUGAGUAUGGAGGCACAUGGCUAAUCCCAACAUUUGGAGGAAGAGGUUAGAGGAUUGUGAGAUUGAGACCAGAUCCUGUCUGGAAAAAAGAAGUUGGAAGUUUGUCAGUGUGAAAAGUAAACUUAUUAAACAUGUUCUGAAAUUGGGUUGUUGUUAAAAGUAUUAUAUGACUUUCAUUAGUUUCUGUUAUGCUAGCUGGAGCUUGUAUAAGGUACAGAAUUGAAUUUGUGAUUUUUAUUUCUUUUUUUUUUUAGGGGGAAGCAAGAGUGGGAAGAUGGCUAGAAAGUUUGGCAUACUCCUUGUUGUCAAACAUUCAGACACAUCUUUUGCUUAAGAAUAGUCAGAUUGUCCUAGAUAUAAAAUAAAUUCAGGAGCUCAUCAGGCUGGAGAGAUGGCUCAGUGGUUAAGAGCAUUUGCUAUUCUUCCGGAGGAUCCAGGUUCCAUUCUCAGCACCCACAUGGCAGCUCAACCAUUUGUAACUCUAGUCCUAAGGGAUCUGUGGCCCACUUCUGGCCUCCAUGGGCACUGUGUACAUUUGGUCAACAGACAUACAUGUAGGCAGAACACUCAUAGACAUAAAAAUAAAAUCUUUAAAAGUCUAAGAAACCCUCUUCUGACCAGCCCAGACAAUCACUCUAAUCCAAGUUCAGUCUCUACAUCCCUAAAAAGUUCUCACUAAAGUUUAGAGGUUUGUAAUAGAGCUUUUGGGUGUUUUUAUGUUUUAGACAAGGUCUUGCUAUAAAAUCUAGGCUAGUCUCAAGCUGGGCGAUGGUGGUGCACGCCUUUAAUCCCAGCACUCGGGAGGCAGAGGCAGGCGGAUCUCUGGGAAUUCGAGGCCAGCCUGGUCUACAAGAGCUAGUUCCAGGACAGGCACCAAAGCUACAGAGAAACCUUGUCUCGAAAAACCAAAAAAGAAAAAAGAAAAAGAAAAGGAAAAAAAAAAAAAAAACUAAGCUAGUCUCAAGUUGUUGACGGUCGUGCCUCGUCCUUCUGAAUGCUGAGGUUGUGGGCAAUGUUGUCACUGCUUUGUUUUGUACCGAAACAUUCCAUAGUACAAUAGCUUCUGCCAGAAAGGAUCAAUGUAUGGGAGUCUUAUUGUGUAGUACUUAGGCUGUCCUGAAACUCAGGAAGAGCCUACAGUGUCAGAUUAUAGCAAUUCCAGGUACUACUGUAUGUUUGUCUUUCUGCUUUAUUUUGUUUUUACUUUCUGUGUGUUUGUAUUUGUUUAUUUUUGCUGUUGUUUUUUGACUUCAUGUAUUUCUGUUUACCACAUGUAUGUCUGAUGCCUAAGGAAGCCAGAAAGAUGGCAUCAGCAUGGUAAUUUUUCGUUGUUUUUAAGAACACAAGUGCUAAAUGUAAGUCAUCCUGAAUUGAAUAUUUUGGUAAAGUGAAUUUAGCCUGUAGCUCAAGGGCAUUUGCCACUGGGAGACUAGAAAAUUAUUAAAGCUGUUCAUUUAUUCACUUGUCAUCUUCUGGAAGCUGCAUUGUUGUUACACUAUAGCAGGUAAUAUCUAAUGGUUGUGGUUUUAAUUUUAGGGAGUGGGUUUAUUCUUAGUAUAGUUUUAGGUCAACUUUGACCUAAAACAAAUUUAUAGCUGUUUCAAUAAAGCUACUCUUUAUAAUUUGUUGGUGCUUGCCAAGAAGUAAAGGUAACAAACAUAAAGGAAAAAUGGGGAGGUUUUGUGUUGAUUGUUUGAGCUGUGACUUCACUAUUUACUGAAUAUUGUGUUUCUUUGAUUUUUUUUUUUUUAAAUACUCAUUUGGAAAAUGGGCACUACAGAUAAAGCCUCUGAAGGUUGUGUGAAGAUUAAGAUCAGGCUAGGCAGCUGGGUGGUCAGUAGUGCAGCCUUUAAUCCCAGCAAGUGGAUCUCUGAGUUCAAGGUCAACCUGGUCUUUUGAGUAAUUUCCUGGUCAGUCAGGGCUGCACAAAGAAACCCUGUCCUCUUCCCCCAUCCCAGCCCACCUCUCUAAAAAAGAUGAGGCUAGGCAUGGUGGCACAUGCCUGUAGUCCCAGGUUCAGAAGUUCAGGGUCAUCCUCAGCUACUAGAGUUGCUUCAGGCUGGCCUGAGUUGUAUGAGACCCUGUCACAAAAGACCAUAUAAAUACCUAAGUAUAUGAAAUUAGAUACUUUAUACAAAAGUGCACAGCUAGUUGAAAACUGGUGCAUGUCUGUAAUUCCAGCUACGCAGAAGGCUGAGGCAAAAAUGAAGGCUGCAUGGGCUACAUAGAGAAUUUUAGACCAAGGUGGACAAUUUCAUGAGAACCUGUCUGAAAAUUUAGAAAAAAGUACACACAGUUAUGUUAUUAGAUGUCGACAUACUGAGUUUCUCCUGUACCCAUACGUGCUAUCUAAUUUUGUGUGUGUAUGUGCCUCAUAGGGAUCUCUUGAGGAAAAGGGGAAAUAGUGAAUGUUGUGCUUUUCUUAAAGGGCAUAUGUAUUGGGCCUGAUCAUCCUGUGUUACAGGUUUCUGGAAAGUAGUUAUGUGACAUCAUAUUGUCAAUUAAAACGAUAGUACAGUGAAGAAGUAGAAAUAUAGUAGAAGGGUAUUGUUUGUACAAUCUACAUAUUAGUUGUAGAAGUCUUUAGCUUUCUAAUUCUGGAGAUUUAAACUUGCCUUUUUUUCUUUCUUUGUACUUUGAAACAUUAAACAGUAUGACCUUUAACUUGUGACCCUCCUGCUCCCUGCCUCUAUUUUUUGGGUUCUGAGAGUCCAGGUGUGUGCAAGUUCCUUGAAUGAGAUUCAGCCUUUCUCAAUUCGUAUUUUGAGGGCCUUAUUGCUUAGUAGGAUGGAGAACUUGUUGUAUAAGAUUGAUAAAUUCCUUCUAAGUUAAGUUAAUUUGGAAUUCUUUAUUUAAUCUUACAGUUUGCUUUGAUAGGAAAGGUCUAGGUUGUUGAAAUCUUUUGAAAAUAAUUGCUCCUCAAAAUGGAAAGGGAAAUUUAGAGCAGUUCCUAUUAGUUUUAUCCUUUUGACUUAGAAGACAGAAGAAAAGCAUAAAAUUUAGUUGCUGUUUAUGAAGGAUAUUUUGCUCAGAAAGUAUAUUUUCAUUUAAUCUUCACAGUGAUCUAUGAAGUAGGUAGGUGGUGAUAUCCUCAUUUUAUAGAGGAGAAAGUUGGGUUUCAGUUCUUGAGCAACUUAGGAGGUCAUUUGGCAGCAAAUGAAAGAGCUUAGAUUUAUUAGUUUGCUGUUUGUGUGAGGGAGUCAUGUUUUUAAAGACUUUUAUGUGUAUGGGUGUUUUGAAUACAUGUGUCUAUGUACCUUGUGUGUUCCUGGUGCCCAGGGAGGCCAAAAAAGGGUGUAGCAUCCCCUGUAUUUGGAGCUAGAGACUGUAUAUAAGCCACUAUGUGUUAUAGAUAUUGGAACCUGGACUGCUUGGAAGAUCAGCAAAUGCUCUUAACUGCUGAGCCGUCUCUCUGGCCUGAUAUUCUUAUUUUUAUUUAUGUUUUAUAUUUAAGUGUAAAACCCUGUAGCUGGUUAUGGUAAUACAAACUUGUAAUUCUAGGGAGUUAAAGCAGGAUUGUAGAUUUAGGGCCAGCCUGACCCUUUUUAAAAUAAAUAGGUGUCUUAUUUAAAUAGGUCUUAUUUAAAACCUACCUUUUAAAUAAGAGCAACUUACUGUCUUUGAGAUAGCUGAGAUUUCAGAUUUAUUUGGUUACAAAGUUUAUAACAGGCCUUGGAAACAUCUUGUUGAUAUUACAAACUAGAGAAAAUUGAAAUGUGAGCUCAUAGAGUCCUCAGUUUAAAGCUAGACAGAGCUGGAGAUGGAUCUUAGUGGUGGUGUGCUUGCCUGUGCUGCCAAGGGCUCAGUCUCUAGCGCUGUAAAAGAAGUUAGGGGAAAUUCCACAAGCUGGGAAAGUUGUUCCAUCUGAGUAUUGAGUGAGCCAGAUUGUAAGUAAGUGGUAUGAGUAAACCUGGUCAGAGAAGGCAAACUUCUGGAAUUAUAGCCGAUGGCAAAGUUUGCACAAAGGCUAAUUUGAAAAGUAUCAAGGUGUGGAACCAAAUUUAAACUUCAGUUUAGGGUUUUUCUUUAUUAAGGAAUCAGUAGAUGUUUGAAAGCAGAGAAGAGUGAAGGGUGGAAUAAUAAUAGUUGGAACAUUCUGAAAGAUGUUAAGGGAUUUGUAUUGCAGAAAAUGGUUUUUAUUUUGGACACAGUUUAUAAUGCGUAGCCCACACUGGACUCCAAACUCAAUUGUUCUCACUUUAGUUUUCUGACUGCUGGGACUUCUGGUAUAUGCCACCAUUCCCUGCUUAGAAAACUCCUUUUUAUCCUUUAAAGAUCACCCAAACAGCCAAGAGCUCAUUAUUCACAAGCAAGAACCAUUCAUUACUAAUUAGCUAUAAAUGACCCACACCUUUUGAACAAACAUAGUUCCUCUUAAAGCCUCCUUUUCAACUUCCAUAUGGAACUUACAGCUCUGAAGAAUCAUCUAGAUGCUUUAUAUAAAUAUUUUAGAUAAUUAAAUGUAGUGAAAAGAUAAUACUGUUUAGAUGGGCAGUAAUACCUUUCAAAUGAUUUUCAAAUCAAGAUUAUUUUAUCAAAUUUUAUUUCACUAGGAAGUUAAGAGACAAAAUAAUUUAAGAUUACUUCUAAUCAAUAAACAACAAUACAUUAUUUUUGGAGGGGAUAUACCAUUAUUGUCACUAUGAAAGGCUUUAUUCGGAUUCUAGAGCUCUAGUCAACCAAUUACUAUAUUAAAAAAAAUAGUUUACCUUUGUCACAUUUUGGUGACAGAAUUACCAUAGCACAAAUGAAAGUUUGUAUUUAUUAUAGGUACAUUCUGAUUUUCAUUUAAUAGGUCAGAUAGCUGCUUCAACUGAUUCAGUUUUUAGCCUGUUUGAUUAAGUUCCAACAAUUGGACAUUUCUAGCAGUGCUAAUAAAGCAAGAAGGAAUCUUAAAAAAAAUGAGCUUACUUUCUCAUUUUUACAAAGAUUUGUUCUACGCUUUUGUUUCCAGUGGCUUGUUUGGAUUUUCUUUCGUUAAGCUCUCACUUGAUUGUAGUCCUUCGAAGGUCAGGCUGUUUGUUGGCUUUUCCAUUGUUCAGCCAGUGGUACAAAGAAAAGGGAGACUGAAGAGAGGAGAUAGCAGGUGCCGGAGAAGUAGAAAGAGCCUGUGUAUGUCUGUGUAGAGUCAUAUAUCCAGCCUGUAAGGAAGGAGUGGUUUCUGUUAAUGAAGUGAACUUUUCUGUUUGUAAUUCUCAAGCAACUCUUAGACUUUGAAGAAAGAGGCCUCAUCUUCCCAGUCUGUAUUGUGAGCCACUGGAUUUAAUACAGCUUCUCGCUUGUCUUAGUUGAAACUUUAUCACUUUCAUCUAAGUAGAAACUUGCAUCAUUAAAAAAGUCAUUGUGGACUCAGAAACAUGUCUUAGGGUGGAGAUUGGAGAAAAUUAGCACUUCAUUUUAUGAUACUCUUACAAGAAGACUAUUGUUUUCUAACAAGAAAGUAAUCAGAACUUUCCUUUACUGAGCUAAUAUUUGAGUAUUUACCAUGUUCCUGAAAACAGGCUAUGCAUCAAGAACAGUACUGAGCCAAAUAAACAUGGUCCCUGCACUAAUAAAAGUUUACAGUUUAGUGGGAAAAUAGGUAUUAACCAUUUUAACUAUGUAUCUGGUAACUUCUAUGAAGGGAAGGCUUGGGGGUUAUGAUAUCACAUGAGAAGGAACUUUUUGAUAAAUGUGCUGAAGGAAUUUUUCUAAAAUCUAAAUAGUCCAUGUGAGAGCACACACAUGUGUAGACAUUGGAUCAAGGUCCUGAUGCAUGGUAGGCCAUUGAGCUGCAUUCCUAACUGAAUGCUCUUUAAGAAUGGAAAAAGCCUUGCAGUCUUCUCAUCAAUGGCACAUACUAGAACUUAAGUAAAACAUCUUAAAAAUAAUAGCAAGAAGUGAACAUUUAAAUGUCCAUAUAAAAGUCUGUAAUGUAAUGGUGGUGGCACACUCCUUUAAUCCCAGCACUCAGAAGGUAGAGCUAGGUAGAUCUUUUUGAGUUCUAGGCCAGCCUGCUCUACAGAGUGACUUCCAGGAUGAAUGAAUGAAUGAAAUUUAUGUCCUGGCAAUGCUGAAGCAUGCAUGUGCAGUCCAUAUAUGGUGGUUCUUUUGAACUUGUCCAUAUUGGGUUUCAUGAGGACUCUUCCUCAUAAGGGCACCAGAUCUCUUUACAGAUGGUUGUGAGCCCACCAUGUGGUUGCUGGGAAUUGAACUCAAGACCUUUGGAAGAGCUGGCCUCUUAACUGCUGAGCCAUCUUUCCAGUCACGAUCUUUGUGUUAUAUGCCUGUGUGGUUCUGGGUUAAGAGAUGAUAAACUGAUGGAGAGAGAGGUAGGAAUACUUAGUGCUUAUGUGUGUUGGCUGUUCUGCCUGCCCCCGACUCAUUUGGUUAAUUGUUUAUUGCCUUUUCUUCAUUCUCUUAUUUUAGCUCUGACGGGGUUUGGGGUUUUUGUUAUUUGGUUCUGGGGAUUGAACCCAAAGCUUCAUGUACAUACAUGCUAAGUAUGUGCUCUACUGCUGAGCUACACUCCCAGUCCCUUUUGUUUUGAUAAUUUGAAUUUCCUAUUUUUAAUGUAAUGUAUAAAUGGAGUAUUUUAUAGCCUUUUAAAUUCAGCUAACUUUAAGGAGUUUAUUGAUUCCUUACUUGAUUCUCUCAUUUAAAUGUUUCUUGGGGGUAAGUUGAGGGAGUGGAGUGAGGUCAGCUUGGAUGAGUCUUUGUAUUCUAUGGAUGUGACUGACCUCUGACUUUCUAAAAAAAUAGGUGACUAACCUGAGCUAUGGAGUUUUCUAGAAAGGAGGGAAAAUGGAACAGCAACCCCUCCUCUUAUGCAUAUAUGUGUGUGUGUGUGUGUGUGUGUGUGUGUGUGUGUGUGUGUGUGUGUGUGUGUGUUUACUGUGAAUUUCUGAAUGGGUACCAAAUGUUAGCAUUAUAGGAAAAAGCUAGGAGUUCUUGAUAGUAAUGUAAAUAGUGCUAGUAACUACCAGGAGAGCAAAGGUGAAAAUGGGUUCAAGAGAGUUGUUUAUAACUUUUUGCAUUUCACACACCUUUUAAAGAGAAUGUUAUGUCUGAAACAUUAAGGUAUUAAAAUAUAUUUAUAAUUGAGAAGGGGAUCAUUUGGCAUAUUUCAAGCUGGAUGAUGUUCUAUUUAUACUUGGUAAUUGAGAUACCAGUAUCUUUAAAAUUCUAGUUGAAAUCCAGAGCCAAAUAUAUAACCCUUAAUUUUUAAUGAUGGGACAAAGGUUCACUACUCCAAGUAGAUGUUUUAAGACCUAUCAAGCUUGAAUUUUUAACUCACCUAAAAGCCACUUAAAUGUAAGCUUGUUUAUUGUGACUAAUCAGGAUUGAUCUUAUCCAGGAUACCUAAUAUCAGAAGUAUUUUAACAUAUGUAUAAUAAGCUAUCUUAGGCUUGGGACCCAAGUCUAAACAGAAAACUCACUUGUUUCGUGUAUACUUUAUAUACAUAGCCUGAAGAUAAUUUUUAAAAUUUACUCAUUUUAUAUAUAUGUAUUUUACCUGCAUUCAUGUAUGUAUGUUUAUGCACCAUAUAUGUGCUUGGUGCCUUAGAGGACAUUGGAUCCCAUGGAAGUGAGUUAUGGAUGGUUGUGAGCUGCCAUGUAGAUGCUGGGAACUGAACCUUGGCCUUAACUGCUAAGCUAUCUCUCCAUCCCCCCUGAAGAUAAUGUUAUAUAAUACUUUUACUAUUUUUGUACAUGAACUUAUGGUAGGAAAUUUUACCAUUGUGACAUCAUGUCACUACCCUCAAAUAUUUAUUGUUUUGAAUUUAAAGAUGUUUAACUAACACACUUUGUAUGUGGUUUUAUGAAUUAUGAAAAAGGGAAUAUAUUGUUCUAAGAGGUAUUCAUUACUAUGUCUUUCAGAAUUUGAUUGUCGAACUGAGUUAGGAAUUAUAUUAAGAGUUAGAAGCCAGCCUGGUCUACAAAGCAAGUUCCAGGAUAGCCAGAAACCCUGUCUCAAAAAACAACAAAAUACCUGCUAGGGGCUGCUAGAUGGCUUAACAGAUAAUAAAAUGGUUCUUGCUACAAAUCCCCAUGGCCUGAAUUCCAUCUCUGGAACUCAUGAUGGAAGAAGAGAACUGACCCCCACAGGUUGUCUUCUGUCCUCCACACAUACAUUAUGGCAUGUGCAUGAACACACACAAACUCACACAGUGAGUGCUCAAAAAGAAAGAAAAAAAACAUCUGUUAGGCUGGCUGCUACGUUUCCACUUAUCAUCAUCGUGUUAGGAUUUGAAGUAGACCCUGGAAGCCCUUGAUCCCAGAGUUCCUUGAUGGUCCUUCAACUGUGAGGUUGAGAAUUCUGAGACUGAACUUUUCUCUGUUGGGUAGGAGGUAUAGUGACAAACUUCAAAGGUGUAUGGACAUACUGAUUUUAUUUUAUUUCAUUUCUUUAUGUUGAGAUGUGGAUCUCACCAGGUAGCCCUGGAUGGCCUAGACUUGUAGGCUGUGUAGACCAGGAUAGCCUCAGACUUACAAAGAUCUGUCUGCUUCUGCCUUUCAAGUACUGGAAUUAAAGGUAUGUGCCACCUUGCCUGGACAGGCCCUGAUCCUUUUGCUUCUCAAGGACACUGGUUGGGUACUGCAGUUUUACUCUUACUUUGGUUGUGUUGUAAAAUAUUUAUGUGUUCUAUAUGUGUCAUGAUAUGAAUAAAUCUUGGGAAACAUGGGUUAGCAAAUUCAAGCCUUGUAAGGUUGGAACUCACUAAAGGCCCCAGGAUAGAAAUUUGCCAGAAGAUUUAUCAGGAUACUUAAGCAUUGGCUCUCUGUGCUCUGUUUUAUUAGAGGAUUAGCAUCUGGACACCCAGUCUUUGCAAGGGCAGAAUGAUAAUUUUCUCCUCUUAAACCACAAUAGAGCUAUUUGGAAUUUAUUACUGAUGUUUUCAUAGAUAUUCUGAGUCAGAGUAAAGCUGGGUGUGGGGUUGGUUUUGACAUAAAUUAACCACCUAAUAAUGAACAGUUUACUUAUUUUCUUAAUGUUAAUAUAUUCCUGUUUAUUUAUACAGACAGGGAACUUUGCUGUUUUCUCACUUGUCUUCCACUCACCCCAGUCUUCACGGAUCUAUAACAGACCAAAAGAUUGAGCUAUUUUGUUUUCUUCAAAUAAAUUCUUAAGCCACAGAGAACUUCUCUGUUAAUAGGCAUGAAGAAACUUUAAAGGUUAAUUUGGUAAAUGGUGGAGCAAGGAUAGAAGUUUUGUUCAGUAUUGUACUUGAUGAUAGACUGGAAGUAGGGAUUAACCUGUCCGUUCAUGACAUAGCUUAUUUGUUAGAGAGGCAGAGACUUCCUUGGAUGGAUUGAUUUUAUAUUUUAUCCAUUUUCUUUUCCUAUAAUACACGGAGCUAGAAAAGAUAACCAGUUACCCUGUUAUUUCUAAUUUACAAGGUUGAAAUACCUGAGAGGGGACAGGAUUAGAACUUUUUCAAGCAGGGCAUGGUAUACUUGCCUUUAAUCUCUGCACUUGAAAGCUAGGAGAAUCUGGAGUUCAAGGUCACUCUGUACCAUAUUGCAAGUUCUAAGCAGCCUGUACUAUACAGAGAGAUCCUGUCUUAGAAAAUCAAAAAGAUUAAUAAAUAUUUAAAAGUUUCCUUAGAGGGUCUUGAGAGAGUGAAGAGUCUUAUGUACUGAGUUUCAGCAAACUAAAGUUGCUUAGUGGUUACUGCAUGAAUAUAAGAAAUCGUCACACUAAUUUAAAAGUUUAGGAGAGUUUUUAAGAUAUUUGUGCUUGAUUUAAGUAUUUAUAUGUAUGUGCAUAAUGUAUUUGUUUAUUGGGAGUGGGGAAUAGUGGGAGAAGGGAGGAUGAUAUUCGGUUUUAUUAUUUUGUAGGUAGUUAAUCAAGCCUUCUAAUUUUAAAUUUUAAUUUCGAGCUCAUGUCGAAUGUUUUGUAGUCACGAUUAGGAAUCUUAGGUAAUAUGGUUAAUGUCUGAGUUAUGUUUGAGAAUAUGAUUAUACUUUUCAGCUUAAGUUGUUAUCUGUAAUAUUGUAUCAUUUGUUUUUUAACAAGGGUCUGCUAGAAAUAUAACAAAGUUUCAAAUACUGUGUUUUCCCACAAGCUGCAAUCUUGGUGCUAAGGUGGAAUCCUGGAGGCUCUCUAUCAGCAAGACACUGACAGGUUUGGGUGUGCCUUGUCAUCUAGAGUUUGCUAACCACCCUCAGCCAGGGAACUGAGUGUGAUUCGGGCCAUAUUCUUAAAUAAAGUUGGAUUUGUUACUAGUUACUGGAAAAGGAUAGAAGGAAUCUGGCUGUAGUGGGCAGGAGUAGUGUUCUGUGGAGGAGUUCAGGAGGAUAUGUUUUUGGCUUUUUGGCCUUAAUUUUUGUCCUAUGUUAAGGAAUUGUGUUGCUGUUACAUUUUUCAUAUUCAUGAUGAUAAAGGUAUAUAAAUAAUUUUGUUUCCCAUGUGUUCUAUUUAUAGAUUUUUUUUUAAAUUGUGUAUUUUUAAAAAAAAGUUACAUGGGUUCUAUAAGCUUUCUAUGUUUUUAUCUUUGCUAGAAUUAUUAAAAUGUUGUAUAGAACUAAUGUUUUUUUCUUUUUCAUUCCCAUACAGGAAGGAGAAGUUUAUUGUUUAUGUAUUCACUGUUACCAAUUUAAAACAAACAUUUUGUCUGAGGAUUCACUGUUUGCCAGAUUCCUACUUAAACAUGCAUAUAUAUAUACUCUUUUAUAGGAAUUUCAGCUUUUCAUUUGAUAUUAGAUGUGGGUAAGUAAAAAUGAGACUUCUACAGCUCUGAAGAUUACCAGUAAAGGUUUAGAGUUAACGGUGAACACAGUCAUGUCAUUUCCCACACCUCUUAGUAGUCAGGUACUGAUCUGGAUUUCAAGUACUAGUAAUUGACCCUAAGGCCUCACACAUGUUAGGCAAGUAGUCUAUCACUGAGCUACCUCUCCAUUCCAGAGAACUGAGUUACUUUGAAAACAAUCAUUGUAGUGUGUGGUUUUUUGUUUUUUGGUUGCUACUAAAGUCAGAACUUGGGAAGAGAUCUAAUGGUCUUUAUAAAGUCCAUUUUAUGAUAAAGUCAUCUUUAUCAUUUCAUAGAGGAAUGACUUAAAGAAACAAGACUUGCUUCCAUGAAACUUCUCCUUUUAACAAGGUGUUUAGCCACAUAACAUCAUUAGCAAUGGGACAUUCUUAGUUUAGUGUCUUAUAAUCUUGAGAUACCAAGAGCAACUUUGAGAUAAAAUCUAUGUGAGCUUUUAGCAAUAGCCUGAUUACCACCCGUAACUUGUUAGAACAUUCUGCUGCCCGUUUCCUAGGACUAGUGGAUACAGGUAUCUUUCAGGAACUCUAUGUUUAUCUUUACAUAUAGUUCUAAGUAUUCUAGACUUUGAGUAAGAAAAGGCUAUAAACAUUUUUUUCUGACUGAUGAAAAACAAAUAUUUUAUAAUGCAUUAGGUGUGCUCAUGAAAUAAAAGUUUCACAAUAAAGUGAUUCUGUUUUCUAAUUUA